Molecule: messenger RNA, 2354 nt
Organism: Tachyglossus aculeatus (Australian echidna)
Lineage: Eukaryota; Metazoa; Chordata; Mammalia; Monotremata; Tachyglossidae
Gene: NDNF
Product: neuron derived neurotrophic factor
Exons: 3
Coding region: 1-1710 (569 amino acids)
Biological process (GO): extracellular matrix organization
Molecular function (GO): protein binding
Source: RefSeq, a predicted model, not a curated record
AUGAUCCUGCUUCAGUGGUGUGUGGCGUGGCUGCUGCUGCCACUCUGUUCCAGGGCCCAGAAGUUACCUACCAGAGAUGAGGAACUUUUUCAGAUGCAGAUCCGGGACAAAGCAUUUUUCCAUGACUCAUCAGUUAUCCCAGACGGAGCUGAAAUUAGCAGCUAUCUCUUUAGAGACACACCUAAAAGGUAUUUCUUUGUGGUGGAGGAAGACAAUACACCCCUAUCUGUUACAGUCACACCAUGUGAUGCUCCUCUAGAAUGGAAACUGAGUCUGCAAGAGCUCCCAGAAGACACCAGUGGAGAAGGAUCAGGUGAACCAGAACCACUGGAACAGCAGAGGCAGCAGAUUAACAAUGAUGAGGGCACUGAGUUAUUCUCCUACAAAGGCAAUGAUGUCGAGUACUUUGUGUCUUCGACAUCCCCUUCUGGCUUAUACCAACUGGAGCUUAUUUCAACAGAAAAGGAUACUCAUUUUAAAGUAUAUGCCACCACGACCCCCGAGUCAGAUCAGCCAUAUCCUGAACUCCCCUAUGACCCGAGGGUCGAUGUGACCUCUCUGGGACGUACGACAGUUACUUUGGCAUGGAAGCCAAGCCCCACCGCAUCUUUGCUCAAACAGCCAAUUCAGUAUUGUGUGGUCAUCAACAAAGAACACAAUUUCAAAAGUUUCUGCGCUGUCGAAGCCAAACUCAGUGCGGAUGAUGCCUUCAUGAUGGCCCCCAAACCUGGACUGGAUUUUAGCCCUUUCGACUUUGCCCAUUUUGGUUUUCCAUCAGACAGCAAUUCCGGGAAGGAGCGCGGCUUCGUAACGAAGCCAUCUUCUAAGCUAGGUCGCCAUUUUUAUUCAAAGCCCAAGGUUGACAUCCACAAGAUCUGCAUCGGGAACAAGAAUAUCUUCACUGUGUCCGACCUGAAACCCGAUACACAGUACUACUUUGACAUGUUUGCAGUGAACAGCGAUAGCAACAUGAGCACCGCCUACUUGGGCACUUUCGCAAGAACCAAAGAGGAAGCCAAACAGAAGACAGUGGAGCUGAAAGAUGGGAAGGUUACAGAUGUAUUUAUUAAGAGGAAGGGGGCAAAGUUUCUACGGUUUGCCCCUGUGUCUUCCCAUCAAAAGGUCACCUUCUUCAUUCAUUCCUGCCUGGACGCUAUCCAGAUCCAAGUCAGGCGAGAUGGGAAACUUCUCCUGUCCCAGAAUGUCGAAAGCGUCCGCCAGUUUCAGAUCAGGGGAAAACCGAAAGCCAAGUAUCUCGUCAGGCUGAAAGGCAACAAGAAAGGAGCCUCUAUGCUGAAGAUCCUGGCCACCUCGAGACCCAGUAAGCAGUCAUUCCCCUCCUUACCUGAUGAUACUCGAAUCAAAGCCUUCGACAAGCUCCGUACCUGUUCCUCGGUCACAGUGGCUUGGCUGGGCACUCAGGAAAGAAACAAGUUCUGCAUCUACAAAAAGGAGGUGGAUGAUGACUACAGUGAUGAGCAAAAGAAGAGGGAACAGAAUCAGUGUCUGGGGCCAGAUACAAGGAAGAAGUCCGAAAAGGUUCUCUGUAAAUAUUUCCACAGCCAGAACCUGCAGAAAGCAGUGACCACAGAGACGAUCAGAGGCCUCCUGCCACGCAAAUCAUACCUGCUGGAUGUGUACGUCAUAGGGCACGGAGGGCACUCGGUGAAGUAUCAGAGUAAACUGGUGAAAACAAGGAAGUUCUGUUAGAAGUACAGAUCCACUGUACGGAACUCCAAGCGGAGCUUUAGCUUCCCUUCAGUAUAAAGAUUGACUACUUGCACAGCUGAGAGAAGUUGUGACCCAUAUUUGUACUGCGUAAGAAAAGCUAGCCUCCUGCAUAUUUAUGUUUACAUAAUUCAUGUUCAAGAGGAACGAGCCACAUGCUCUUGGAAGGCAUCUGGCAGUUGUAUGAUUCUGUGUCAGGUGCUCCCUGUUUGAUGGUCUCGACGGUGUCCGGGACAGUGGGAAGACUCACAGGAACGGCCAUCCCUUGCUUCCACCUUUGCAUGAACUGCUUCUAAAUUAUUUUAUUACAAAGUCUGAAACAGGUCACUCAGUGCGCACAGCCUCCAAUGCAAAUAUCUUUGCCCCAUAGAUACUAGGAUUUCUGUAAAUUAUUUUAUAAAGUCUCAUUUUAAAUGUCUGUGUUUCUAUGAUUGUAAACUAUUAAAAUUCAUCCCCUGUUAAAGUACAGAUCUAAUCUAAGUAUGAAUGGGACUGCUCCCCAGCAGGUUUCGUUGCUAUUGUAAAUGCUUUGUGUUAAAUGUUUAAAUACUGUAUGUAUUUCAUGUACAAAGUUGUGAUACAUUAUAUUCCUGUACAUAAAAUUAAAAAUACUAGAUUAUACACGG